AUGAUCUUGACCGAUCUUGCCUCUAUGAUAUUCCGCCUUGCGGAGCUGGUCUUUGCUGCCAUCGUCGCUGGUAUUACGGGCAACCACCUUCACGCCAGCCGAGGGCAAUCGUCCUGGACGCUGGGCCGUUUUAUCUACACCGAGGUUGUGGCGGGGCUCUCCAUCCUGCUUGCCCUCCUCUGGCUGCUCCCCUUCUCCGGCAGCUUCAUCCACUGGCCCGUCGACCUCGUCAUCUCGUUCUGCUGGUUCGCCGCCUUUGGCCUGCUGGUGGACUGGCUCGGAGGCAGCUGUGGCAACACCUUCGACUGGAGCGGCCUCGGCUUCCGCGGCAACAACUGCGGCUCGUGGAAGGCGGACGAGGCCUUCGCCUUCCUGUCGGCCAUCUGCUGGCUUGUCUCGGCCCUCCUCGGCAUCUACUGGACGCGCCGCCACGUUGCGAGCGGCACAGAGCCCACCCGAAGGAGGCGGUGGUACCGCCGCUCGCGUGUCUAG
Molecule: messenger RNA, 492 nt
Organism: Diaporthe batatas
Lineage: Eukaryota; Fungi; Ascomycota; Sordariomycetes; Diaporthales; Diaporthaceae
Exons: 2
Coding region: 1-492 (163 amino acids)
Cellular component (GO): membrane
Source: RefSeq, a predicted model, not a curated record